Aspergillus puulaauensis is the source of this 1491-nucleotide messenger RNA. RefSeq lists its product as uncharacterized. The record is from RefSeq and is a predicted model, not a curated record. Bases 1 to 1491 code for a protein of 496 amino acids. Lineage: Eukaryota; Fungi; Ascomycota; Eurotiomycetes; Eurotiales; Aspergillaceae. Gene Ontology annotation, biological process: carbohydrate transport; transmembrane transport. Gene Ontology annotation, cellular component: membrane. Gene Ontology annotation, molecular function: carbohydrate:proton symporter activity. The transcript is spliced from 6 exons.
AUGGGCACCAUUAGCUUUGGAUAUCCUUCGGUCAUUGUUGCAUCAACGCUCGCAAAGACCCCCUUUCUAAAAUAUAUGGGCCUAGGGGACGAUAAUGGCAUCUCUGCAGGCAAGGAAGGGCUGGCUGGAACCAUUACAGGCCUCUUCCAGGUUGGUGCUGUUAUAGGCAUCUUUUGUGGCUGUGAGAUCUCAGAUAGAUUUGGACGCAGAAGCGCACUGCUUUACUGCUCCAUUAUAUCUAUCAUUGGCGGCAUUGGUGUGACUGCCGCACAGAACAUGGCCAUGCUGCUCGUAUUUCGCUUCUUCGCCGGUGCCGGUAGCUUUGCGUUUCUUGCACUGACGCCAGGAUACGUUUCCGAAUUGGCUGCACCCAACAUGCGUGGUUUUCUCGGCGGUCUUUGUGGUGUGUUUAUCGGACUCGGAUACUGCAGUGGCGGUUUUAUGGGACUCGCCUUUUACUAUGCCGAGAAUGAAACCUUGCAAUGGCGCGGACCUCUGGGUAUAGGAAUCCUUUGGCCUCUGAUCAUGCUGCUCAUUUGUCCAUUCGUCCCCGAGUCGCCGCGUUACCUGUUGAUGAAGGGCAGGUCCGAUGAGGCCUGGGAUGUAGUGUCCCGACUUCGUGCUAGUCGGAGCGGCGAAGCACAGGCGUUUGCGCUGGCCGAGUUCUCUCAGAUGAAGCAGCAGGCUGACUUCGACCGGGCCCUGGACGGCUCAUGGCUGCAGCUGAUCCGAAAGCCCUCGUAUAGGAAGCGUCUGUUGCUGGCAUCUGGCAUUUCCUUUCUUGGCCAGAGUACCGCGGUUCUGGUGUUGAAUAACUACGGGCCAAUCUUCUAUGCGGCACUCGGGUUUGGAACGCGCAACCAGCUUAUUCUUGCAGCUGGGCGAGACGUCAUUGCUUUCCUCGGCAAUAUUGUCGGCGCUGCAGUUCUAGACAAUAUCGGCAGACGGCCCAUGCUGCUUACCGGGUUCGCAGGCUGUCUCAUCACCCUCUGCGUUUUCGCAGCAGCGGUCGCCGAGUUUCAAAAGAAUAAUGCCAUGGGGACUUUGGGCGUGGGAAUGACCGCGCUCUUCGUGUUCCUGCUUUUCUAUGCCUUGGGUGUUGACGCUCCAACAUACGUCUUCAUGAGUGAGAUAUUCCCCAGCCACAUGAGAUCCAAGGGCAUGGCCGUUGCAGUUGCCAUAUAUGCAUUAUCAGCAAUAGUCUACCUGCAGGUCACUCCUCUCGCCGUUGCGAACAUCGGAUGGAAAUACUUUCUGGUCUUCAUCAUCAUCAUGGCCAUCGGGUUGGUAUGGAUGUAUUUCGAAAUAUUCGAGACAAAGCUUAUCCCCCUUGAGGAGAUGGCUGAGAAGUUUGGUGACACCGAUGCGGUGGUUGUGCAUCUGUCGGACGCCAUGGCUGAGGCAGACUCGAAGAGAAGCGCCGUUGAACACCAUGAGAGGCCCGGAGAAACGGACCAAAAAGAGGUUCAAGACAUGGCAUCUACAGCCUAA